Molecule: messenger RNA, 3513 nt
Organism: Populus euphratica (Euphrates poplar)
Lineage: Eukaryota; Viridiplantae; Streptophyta; Magnoliopsida; Malpighiales; Salicaceae
Product: BRCT domain-containing DNA repair protein
Exons: 7
Coding region: 139-2862 (907 amino acids)
Source: RefSeq, a predicted model, not a curated record
CUCCUCCCAAAUCCCUGAUCACUGAUCAUCAUCAGCCACAAUGUCUUAUCAAUGGUGAUCACUCGUGAAUUGAAAAAUCCCGAUCCCAGAAUUCAUAAUUUUUAGCUCUCAGUUUUCUUACUCACUACGUGUGAACAAAUGGAAGCGAACCAAGGCCAGCUUCAACAAUUUCAAGAUACCGUAACUUUUGAUGAUGAUACAGCUCUUCUCGAUAGUCCCUUGGUAGAAACCCAGGUGGAGAAACUUGGUUUUUAUACUCAAGUGCUUGGUGAUUCUGUUGAGAAUGCGAAACAUGAACUAGUGAGCCAGGUAAUCCCUGACAGUGAGGAUGAAGAAAUCCAUGGAGACCAAUUAGAGAAUGCUGCUGAUAGGGUAUCUGAUGCCGAACCUGGUACAAGAAUUAAAGGAAAUGGAGUAGUAGGCUUACAAAUGAGGCAGCCCAGUCCGCGUUUUCAGUGGCUAAAGGAUUUCGCAGAAGAUUUUGUUUCUGAUGGCUCUGCUGGUGAAGAUAAAGGUGCAGACACCGAUGAGAAAACUGAUUGUCCUCGAUUGCUUACAUGUGAUCAAGAGUUUGCAAGUUUAAAUUAUGUUGACUCUGAGGAACCUGGAGAGUCAUCUCAAGCUAGUGCGCUUGGCUUUGUGGAUCACUUCCUAUCAGAUAAUGAUGUGAGCUUUUCUCCCAGAACUGAGCUCAGAAACACUGUCAGGAAGAAAUCCCCUCCUGUUCUGAGUGCAAAAGGCUGUCAAAAUUUGGCCAAAAGUAUCAAAACCAGAAUCCCAAUUUGUAAAAAUAAGACCUUUGGGGGGGUUGAUAAUGAUCAGCAUGGAGGAGUUGAUUUCUUUAGCAAGAGGAUGGAUGAGUCUUUUGAUUGUGGAGGCUGCCAGAAGAGAUAUGUACCAAGGCAUCAGAAGGCAGGGUGUAUUGAUCGUAAAGGAGGUUGCAGAUCAGAUAAUGACAGUGAAGAGAAAUAUGAAGAUCUUCAUAAGAAAGUAACAAGUUCACCCCACACAGAUUCAAGGGUUGCAGACCACAGUGUGAAAGAGACAUACAGAACAGGACAAGAAUAUGAAUUUAUAUCUGAAAAUACUUCUGACAAUAAGCCAAGGGAACAAUUUUUUGACCUUGCAUCAGGGCACGAGCUGGACAUUUGCAGUAAUGAAAGAAAUACAUCAGACACGUUGGAUAUUGGUUUUAACACCCAAAUAGCUGCUGAAGCCAUGGAAGCAUUAUUUUACGGUCCCCCAGCUAAUAGCAGUGCUAGUGACGCUUUUCAAGAUCCUAACGACCCUCUUGUAGAUUCUUCAAAAGGUGUAACAAAUAGUAAAGUUCAUUUAAAGGAACUUUCCUAUGAAAAAGGUGCUCUCUGCAGUCUAGAGGACAUCACAAGACUGCCAAAGCAAAGAAAGGUUUAUGCUAGAAAGGGAGCUUCUGUUUCAUCUCGGAAACAGCCUAGUCACCAGGAGUUACAUCGUGACUUGUCAGAAACAACAGAAAGGAAAAGAAGCAAACCCUUGGUUGGGGAGUUAACUGGUAGGAGUUCCAUCCAUGCGAGCAAAAGUUCAGCCACAACAUCUCGUAAGACUAUUGACCAAAGAAAGGAUGAGGAAACUGCGAGGAGAAACAAAAUUAAGGAAUGUGACAACUAUGGGAGUUUGUCAGCGUCAGUUGAAAGCAUUUCACCUGGCAAACAACAGAUACUACAGGAUGCUUUUGCCUCCCAAGACUCUCAUCCAACGUUAGGAUCCAAAUUCAAAAGGACUAAUGGUGGGUCAGCUGAUCCAGGGGUAAGGACAGAUGAUUUCAUGGAGGGUAGUAUAAUUACAUACAGAAGAAAGAGGAGUCAUUUGGUUGCGAAACCAUCCAAAAUUUCGACCUCUACAGGAAGAUGUCCCAAAUUUUGUUUCAACACAUCUGAAGGAGGAAGAAUCAAUGAAUUGAGCCAAGAAAAGCUUGCUAGCAAGGAGGUAUCUACCUCAAACAUUUCGCUAAAGCUGAAUGCAUGGAGCUAUCCCAAAGGUAAAAGAACACGACGUAGACUGCCAUGUCAUUUAAAUAUAGCUAGUAGCCAAUAUACCCCAUUCACCAUAGCUGAUGGCAAAGACCACCACAGAAAACCACUCAACGUAAACCUUCCCAGAUCAUCCCCGAUGAAAAAGCUUAUUAGAUUAGGCAAUCCCAAGUCAUUACCUGGUUCUAGUUGGAAGGAUUUGAGGAAACGGCGAGAUACGGCAUAUUUAGGGGUUCUGUUUAGCCAGCAUUUAGGUGACAAUGUCAUCAGGCAGCAGAAAAAGAUCUUGGCAAGGCUUGGCAUUUCCGUGGCAUCAUCUUUAGCGGAUGCUACACACUUUGUAGUGGAUAGAUUUGUGCGUACAAGGAACAUGUUGGAAGCUAUUGCUCUUGGUAAACCAGUGGUGACUCAUUUAUGGCUUGAGAGCUGUGGGCAAGCAAGCCUCCUUAUUGAUGAGAAAAACUUUAUCUUAAGAGAUGCGAAGAAGGAAAAGGAGAUUGGUUUUAGCCUGCCUGUUUCACUGGCUCGUGCAAACCAACAACCACUUCUAAAGGGUAAAAGAGUCUUCAUUACACCAAAUAUAAAACCUGAAAAAGAAAUGAUAACUAGCUUGGUCAAUGCUCUUCAUGGCCAGAUCAUGGAGAAAAGUCAGAUAUUUGCUUUGAAAAUUCCAGAUGAUCUAUUGAUUCUUUCAUGUGAAGAAGAUCAUGCAAUUUGUGCGCCACUUCUUGAUAAAGGAGCAGCAGUUUACAGUUCAGAGCUUCUAUUGAAUGGGAUUGUUAUCCAGAAAUUAGACUAUGAGAGGUCAGAACUUGUCCACCGUCUGGCAAGAAUAUCAAAUUACUUGGUGUGAAUACACACGCACAGAGAUUAGAUGCAUGCUUGUUGCACCUUUGGCAAAGGGAUGAUUUUAUUUGAUCACCCAACCUGUGAAAUUCUGUUCAUCAAUGAUUUGUAAUAGCUUCCAUGCAUCAGUAAUAACAAAAGUCAUUUCGGUCUCAGUGCUUUAGGAAACUAACUUAAGAGUACACUUGAACUUCUGCUUACUGGCUGGAUGAAGGAUUGCGAUAGAUUUGCUCAUCUUUUGCUCAAUCUGCCUACUUCACAAGACAGUUCGUUGUAAAGGGCAUAUAUAUAAGACCCACUUUUGGAUGAUUCAAUCAAGUACAUGAGGGUAUUGUUACUCUCAUUGACAUGUUUACCUACUUGCCUUGCUACUGAUGCUUACUUUGUUUAUGACAGGCAUCGACUCUUUGUGAAUGAAGCUAAAGGAAAUCGAGUGAGCAAGAGGUGAAGGAGAUGGUGCUGAAUUUGUCUUUUCCUAAACAGAAUAAGCAGUUGCUACUCUUUUUGUAAACAAAUGCAAGUUGCAAAUGUGGUAGUGAAAGUGAGGUUACCAAGUAGUUAAGACCCUUCUUGUAAAUCAGGUCAUGAUGGAAAGCAAAUCCUUUCUUCCUUGUAAAUCAGGUCGCGAGGGAAAAACUAUUUCAAGAGAUACUUAUGA